Molecule: messenger RNA, 1914 nt
Organism: Ahaetulla prasina
Lineage: Eukaryota; Metazoa; Chordata; Lepidosauria; Squamata; Colubridae
Product: ubiquinol-cytochrome-c reductase complex assembly factor 2
Exons: 2
Coding region: 1084-1611 (175 amino acids)
Biological process (GO): mitochondrial respiratory chain complex III assembly
Cellular component (GO): mitochondrial matrix
Source: RefSeq, a predicted model, not a curated record
AAACUGUUGUAACUGCUUGGAGUCUACAGGGACAACAGCAUUUAUUGGCAUAAAUUUAGUGUUUUUUGUACACUGUAUAUUAUGUGCAGUUUUUGUGCCCUUUUUUCUUUCUUUCUCUGAGCUCUUACACAAGAAUUUGCCACUAACACUUACUUUCUUGUCAACAGCUUUGCUAUGAAUUCAAAUAUAUUCUAAAAACACUUGUAAAGGACUGGUUCAGUGCCCCUCAUUGAGAUUUGUAUCUUAGUGGCUGUAAGUUGCAUGUUGGUGUAAAGUGAUACACAAUAAUCCAUUUUUAAUCCAAAGAAGCUAUGAACGAUUUAAAGAGUAGAUAUGUCAAGCGUUUUUUUUUUAAAGCAUGAAUCAUUCUACAUAAGAAUGUAAUCUUCUAGGCUACUUUAGGUUUAAUGGAGCAUGCCAUUUUCCAUAGCCCCAACUGCCAUUUUCACAUUUCUUCCAUUUAAAGUCACAUGAUUCUUGGAAUUUAGUGGAUAUGAUAUAAUAUCAUUCCAUAUCACUCUUUCAAUAUUUCACUGCUGUAUUUGAGAAGUCCAAAGAAAGAAAUGGAUGUACAGGUAGCCCUCAGCUUACAACCACAAUUGGGACCAGAAUUUCCAUUGAUAAGCAAAGGGGUUAAGUGAGUCAUACCUUAUUUCAUUAUCUUUUUGCCAUGAUUGCUAACCAAAUCCCUGCAGUGAAUGACCCAGUUGUAAAGCAAAUCCGGCUUCCCCUGUUGAUUUUGCUUGUCAGAAACUGACUGAGAAGAUUGCAAAAUGGUGCUCACAUGACCCCAGGAUGCUGCAACGGUCAUAAAUACAUGGCAGUUGCCAAUCACCUGAAUUUUGAUUUAACGGUUAUAGUGCAAGGACUGAUAGUAAAUCACUUUUAUCAGGGCCGUUAUACCUUCAAAUAGUCCUUGAACGGUUGUAAGUCAAGGACUACCUUCAUGUGGUGCUGAGGAUCAGCCAAAAACUAAAAUGUAAUAUAAGAAUUGUAACAGGAAUUCCAUAUCCUUUGUCCACUUGCUUUCUUCUUUGGGUCAAAAAGAUAUGCCAGACUAAUCUUAUCGCAUUCUUUGACAAAAUGACAAAAUUAGUAGACCAGAGAAAUGCUGUCAAUAUAAUUUACUUGGACUUCAGUAAAGCAUUUGAUAAAGUAGACCAUAACCUACUACUAGAUAAAGUAGAAAAAUGUGGGUUAGACAGCACCACCACCAGAUGGAUUCGUAACUGGCUGACCAACCGCACUCAACGUGUAGUCCUCAACGGAACUACAUCCACAUGGAGGGAAGUAUGCAGUGGAGUACCCCAAGGCUCUGUUUUAGGCCCAGUACUCUUCAACAUCUUCAUCAAUGACUUGGACGAGGGGAUAGAUGGGGAACUCAUCAAAUUUGCAGAUGACACCAAGCUGGCAGGAAUAGCCAACACUCCAGAAGAUAGGCUCAAGUUACAGAAAGAUCUUGACAGACUUGAACAUUGGGCGCUAUCUAACAAAAUGAAAUUCAACAGUGAAAAAAAACAACUGAAGCAACUGGAAGAAGGAAAGCUUGGAAAAUUGAAAAGGUUACGUGAAAAAUUCUCUGCCAAGCGUCACAAAGAAGAUUCCAAAUAAUAACUCAGUCUUUAACUGGUUUUGUAAAGCACUGUUUUUGCCUGUACAGCUAAACCUCCUUGUUACCAGCAAAGGACAAUUGAAAGCUAUUCUGGAAUGGGAUAAACUAGCUCCAUUUGACUACAUGGUUUCUGAAGACUUAGGAAGUCCAUCUGAAGAACAGAAAAUGAUAUAGUUAUAUGCUGUGGGUGUUUACCUAUCUGCACUAGUGAAUGUCAUCUUGCAACUGAUGUGUUGGAGCCUAACAGAACUGUAGUUCAUGUCAAAACAAAAAAAAAUAUCUAACAUUGGGAUUCUGUGAAA